AUGACGUCACGCGACAGCUGUGUGUCUAGCAGCACUGAUGACCUCAGUGAGAGAAGUGACGUCACGGACAGCCUCGGACAAAGGAAGAAACAAAAAGAGAAGAAUCUCAAGAAGUCAGAGAGCACUUCUGACUCGGAGAGACCUAAGAAGAAGAAAAAGAAAAAGCUUGACCUUUCUGAUUCCAUAGAAAAGAAACCCCAAAAGGCUGACAUUAAAGACUCAACGAUUAACUCUAAGUCUAGCUCCAAGACAGAUGUCAAGUCUGAAAAGAAGGCAAAGAAGAGAAAGUACAGGGAAAUAGAAGAAGUAAAAGUAGAUAAGCAACCAUCUUCAUCAGAACCCAAAGCUAAGAAAGACAAAAAGAAAGAAAAAAAGAAAAACACCAAAGACAAUGCUGAAAACAAGGAACAUGUUAACGGUGCGACAUCCUCAAUCACUGUGAAACAGGAAGUCAGUAAAGAAAAGGUCCCAUAAAAGUCUUCAGAAAGUUUGGACUAUGGCAUGUACACAAACAAUGGCAAGACAAAACAGUACGGAUCUGUGGAGUACACAAAUGUAGGGUUCAACUAUGACAAUGACAACAGUGGUGACGACAAUGUGACGGUUGUGAGUGUUAAAGAGGGGAACCCAGAUGGACUGGGAGAAUUGGAGAGAGAGAAGAGAAGAGAGCUGCAGAAAGAUGAAGAAACAGUGACAGGGAAGAGAGAAGAUGAACAGAAAGAAAAAAAAUCAAGGGAACCGAAGUGA
Molecule: messenger RNA, 747 nt
Organism: Branchiostoma belcheri (Belcher's lancelet)
Lineage: Eukaryota; Metazoa; Chordata; Leptocardii; Amphioxiformes; Branchiostomatidae
Product: protein pxr-1-like
Source: RefSeq, a predicted model, not a curated record